ACCUGCACACCGAGACGUUUUCCCGCCUUGCCGGUGCGCUCGCGCCUCCUCCACCUCCUGUCUCAUUCUGGGACUUUUGUGUGCGUGUUGUUGUGAAAGUGCUGCUCUGCUCAAUGCUUCUGCUCCGCGCCAUUCAGAGAGACGACCGAGAGUGAGUGAGUGAGUGAGUGUGUGUUUGUGCUCGGUAGGAUGCGCUAUGUCGUAUCUCUCGGCUCUCUCGGCCUGCUCCGGCUGCUCGGCGCGCCCUGGUCGUGGAGCGUGGCCGCGGGACUCGGCCUGUACCUGGGCUCGGGCGGCUGGAGAUACCUGUACGUGGCCGCACGCACCGUCAGGAGGGAUAUCCAUGGUGUGCUGGUGCUCCUGAGGGUGAAGCUGGCGCUGUGGCGUCAUAUGCGGAAUGGCAGCAACAUCCCCUCCAUCUUUGCCCAGACCGUGGCUCAGCACCCGGACAAACCGGCCCUGGUGUACGAGGCCACCGGGGAAACAUGGACCUUCACUGAGCUGGACCAGCUGUGUAACGCCGUGGCUCAGUGGGCUCUGAGUCAGGGCUGGGCCUCCGGAGACGUGGUGGCUCUGUUGAUGGAGAGCAGGCCCCUGCAGGUGGUGCUUUGGCUUGGUUUGGCCAAAAUCGGCAUCGAGUCGGCGCUCAUCAACUUUAACCUGAGGCGAGACUCCCUUAUGCACUGCCUGAGUGUGUCGGGAGCACGGGCACUCGUUUUCGGGGCAGAGCUCGCUGAUGCCGUGUCGGAGGUGAGGUCCAAUCUCAGCGACUCCAUGGCGCUCUUCUGCACCGGAGACCUGACUCCUGAUCGCUUGACCUGUCUCAAAGCUCAGCUGCUCGAUUCGCUGCUGGCGUCUGCGCCGCGUCAUCCUCCCUCCAUCACCUCUGCCAAGGGCUUCAGCGACCGUUUGUUCUACAUUUAUACCUCUGGCACCACCGGACUUCCCAAAGCUGCUAUCGUGGUGCACAGUCGAUAUUAUAGAAUGGCUGCUUUCGGGUAUUACGCUUUCGGCAUGAAGCCGGACGACAUCCUGUAUGACUGCUUACCUCUCUACCAUUCAGCGGGUAAUAUAAUUGGUGUCGGUCAGUGUUUAAUCCACGGCCUGACCGUGGUGGUGAAGAAGAAGUUUUCCGCCAGCCGCUUUUGGGAAGACUGCAUCAAAUACAACUGUACUGUGGUGCAGUACAUCGGUGAGAUCUGCCGCUACCUGCUGUCUCAGCCUGUGCGCCCAUCAGAGCGUGGGCACCGCGUGCGCCUGGCUGUGGGUAACGGGCUCCGCCCCAGUGUGUGGGAGGCCUUCACUCAGCGCUUCGGCAUUAAACAGAUCGGCGAGUUCUACGGAGCUACCGAGUGUAACUGCAGCAUCGCCAACAUGGACGGCAAGGUGGGCUCGUGUGGCUUUAACAGCAUGAUUCUGCCGAACGUCUACCCCAUCCGUCUAGUGAAGGUGAACGAGGAGACCAUGGAGCUGGUGAGGAAUAAACACGGACUUUGUGUUCCAUGUCAGCCAGGAGAACCCGGGCUGCUGGUGGGCAAAAUAAACCAGAAGGACCCUCUCCGCCGCUUUGACGGCUACGCCAACCAGGAGGCCACCAAGAAGAAGAUUGUCCAUGAUGUUUUUAAGAAAAAUGACUCUGCCUACCUGUCAGGUGAUGUUCUGGUGAUGGAUGAACUCGGCUACAUGUACUUCCGGGACCGCAGCGGGGACACUUUUCGCUGGAAGGGUGAAAACGUCUCCACUACUGAAGUGGAAGGAACUCUGAGCAACCUGCUGGGCCAGACGGAUGUGGCAGUGUACGGAGUGGCCGUGCCAGGAGUGGAAGGGAAAGCGGGAAUGGCUGCUAUCGCUGACUCCGCAGGGAGCUUUAACUGUGAAUCGUUUCUCAGAGAAGUCCAGAAGGUGUUGCCUCCGUACGCUCGGCCAGUUUUCCUCCGCAUCUCUCCACAAGUCGACACUACAGGUACAUUUAAAAUUCAGAAGACCAGGUUACAGAAGGAGGGAUUUGACCCCCGUAUCACAGCAGACCGCAUCUACUUUCUGAACUCCAGAGCAGGACGCUAUGAAGGGGUGACUGAGGAAAUGUAUAAUGCCUUAGUGGAAGGUAGAAUAGCUCUGUAAGAGAGCACGAGCAUGUCGGGUAAAGCACUGGCAUUUCAGGGAUCAGUUAUUGAGAUGCAAAAACAAAGCGAACAGGAUCUUUGCUGUGGAUUGACUGCUAGCAUUUAGGAAGAAAACGUUUAACGAUUAACAUUGUUUAACUGAAUAGCACUAUAUUUUUUUAAAAAGUGUUCAUUUUUACAUUUUACAGCGUGUAAAUUGUGCCUUUUUGCAUGAGACGCACAUCAGUUGGAAGGGUCCCUCAGCGGGACAUUGUGUUACCAGCGAAAAGCUCACUGACGGGUUGCUUUUUAUUUGGAGACGCGUUAGUUUUAAUCGAGGUCAGAUUAUGCCUGUGUAUUGAUUUAAUGCUGAACAGAAGUGUUACAUCACUCCACGUGUACAUGACGAGAAAUCUUCUCCUGAAUACUAGAGCUGGUGAUUUUCUUACAUUAUUGUCCUACGAGUUACGACCCGGCAGCAUAAACGAUCAAAUCCCUCAACAUUAUAUUAUCCUUUAUUGACCACUUUUGUUUUAGGGACAACUACUUUUAAGCAAUACAUAAAACCUUCCUAAAAGGGGAGCAUAUGGUUUACUUUCUUAAUAAUAAUCCCUAUCUGGGUUGCAAAAACACUAACAUGGAUGAUGUUUUUCACAGAUUGUGUGUGCGUGUGUGACCUUGUUUUUAGAUGGAUAUUUCUAAAAACAUUUUAAUACAAAAGUGCCUUAAAUCACUCCUCCCUGAAUUUAUCAGAACAUAAUCUUUCAUUAUAGAUCAGUUAAUAUGGAGGUUACUGUUACCCUGUUACACUCUGUGGCUCAUCAGCACUGACAUUUGUUCUGUUUUAACAUGAUGUGAAUUUAAAUUGAUAAAUUGAAAUAAAACUUAUUAAA
This is a messenger RNA of Clarias gariepinus (North African catfish), 2995 nucleotides long. It is a transcript of the gene slc27a1a, whose product is annotated as solute carrier family 27 member 1a. Gene Ontology annotation, molecular function: long-chain fatty acid transmembrane transporter activity; fatty acid transmembrane transporter activity; long-chain fatty acid-CoA ligase activity. NCBI's taxonomy places the organism in Eukaryota, Metazoa, Chordata, Actinopteri, Siluriformes, Clariidae. Gene Ontology annotation, biological process: positive regulation of heat generation; phosphatidylinositol biosynthetic process; phosphatidylserine biosynthetic process. The coding region runs from base 190 to 2121 and encodes 643 amino acids. Gene Ontology annotation, cellular component: plasma membrane; mitochondrial inner membrane. The record is from RefSeq and is a predicted model, not a curated record. The transcript has 12 exons.